Molecule: messenger RNA, 699 nt
Organism: Bipolaris victoriae FI3
Lineage: Eukaryota; Fungi; Ascomycota; Dothideomycetes; Pleosporales; Pleosporaceae
Exons: 6
Coding region: 1-699 (232 amino acids)
Source: RefSeq, a predicted model, not a curated record
AUGGCCAUGGCUGUGAAAGGGGCAUGUGGACCGGUGGGCACUGAGACCCGCAAAAUGAUGCUCAACGAGUCUCACGCAAGAUUCCUAGUGGAAUGGAUGUGGCUUGCGCAGAAAGUAUGCGAAUGUUCGGAUUCUUGGAAGGGCCGACUAAUCCAAAUCAUGUUCAGAUUCGGCGACCAGGUUUUUUCAAAUUUGACCGCACUUGAGUCAAGACGCUUGGCUACCAGGGCGAAGGAUGGGGGUCAUGGACAGGGCGAGGCGAUGGAAUCCGGCAUGGAACCUGAGGAGAAAGGUAGACGAGCGGUUGGGCAAUGGACGGGCGAUAGUAGCGGCACACCCCGCCGGACGGGCAAGCCGGUCCCUGUACAAGCAACUAGACGGCGCCUGUCGCAGACGUUGGUAGAGGCGCCAUCUGCAGCCAUAAGUGCAAAUGAACGAGGUGGCGUGCGAAGACGCAACGGAGAGGGCGUCUCCGACGGCGGAACCGGCGGCGGAAAUGGCUGCGGGAUGUCAAGCGGGUGUCAAGUCCACAGUCGAGUGGCCAGAAGCAAUACGACGCCGCUCCAGGCCCAACCAGACGCUGGGCAGCGGGGACGUCGAUCUCCCCGGCAUCCUGGCAAAGCCUCCGUCCUUCCGUCUAUUGUGGGAACUGACUUACAUAAGCGGGUCGUGGCUUUGCUUCUUGCAGCUGAGCGCUAG